Messenger RNA from Punctularia strigosozonata HHB-11173 SS5, 2031 nucleotides. Its product is annotated as galactose mutarotase-like protein. Gene Ontology annotation, molecular function: carbohydrate binding; catalytic activity. NCBI's taxonomy places the organism in Eukaryota, Fungi, Basidiomycota, Agaricomycetes, Corticiales, Punctulariaceae. Gene Ontology annotation, biological process: carbohydrate metabolic process. The transcript has 20 exons. The record is from RefSeq and is a predicted model, not a curated record. Bases 244 to 2031 code for a protein of 595 amino acids.
AAGAUUUGGAAGCAUUCCAAGGGCGGCCAAACAUAUCGAUAUGAUUUGACAGUCUGUUGCUCAUCUCGACGAAUCCUUCAACUCUAUGGUGCAAGAGUGCUUUCCUGAACACAACGCGUGCUCUCGACGGCCCGGCGGCGGCGGCGACGGCUGGUGCGGGCGAGGAGAAGAUCAUGCUCUGUACCUAUAAAACAGAGGGUUGGAAGAUGGUCAUCGACACUACGCUGAGGCCCUUCAUCGAAGAUGAAGUCAAACAUGCGUCUCCUGUACAUUCUGUCCAGUGCUCUGCUGUUUUUCUCGGGAGCCUUGGCUGUCUCGGUGACUGAAGGUUCUACUGCGUUCACCUUCGCCAACAACUGGCUGUCGUUCAACGUGCUUAAAAAGAACGGCUAUAUCCAAGCACUUACGUAUGACAACGUCUCAACGCUGGGGACAGUUUCGGGGAAUGCCGGUCAAGUGUACACUGAUUUUCCAUCAGCCAUUUUUGCCCUGACGAGCACCACCACCCAUCAAAUCGUCAAUGGUAGCGACUGGGCGGGUAUCAUCCUCACCGACAACGACACGCUAGGAUCUAUUGUCCAACGGUCAUGGUUCAUCCGUGACAACGAACCGGGUCUCCACAGCUUUGUCAGACUCGCGUACUACAACCAAACCGUGUCGAAGGGCGAGCUAGGCGAGGUGCGGACGAUGUUCAGGCCCAACUCCGGCCCCUGGUCACAUAUCAUCACGAACAACGAACAAUGGGCACCGCUGCCCGCCGCUGCGGCCGUCGCGAACGAGGUGGUGGCCCAGGACGCAACUUGGUACCUCGGCAAUACGCCAGAUGAUCCCUACGUCGUCGAGGAAUCAGACUACUUCACGAAGUAUACCUUCGCGGACAACCAAACCAACAAAGCCCACGGACUUUAUGGAGCAAAGCCUGACGGAACGCCCCUCGGUGCUUGGUGGGUCGUCAACCAGAAGGAUACCUUCUUUGGUGGUCCGACUCAUAUUGACCUGAUGGUGGAUGGAAUCAUCUACAACAAACAAUCCACCACUCACGGAGGUGCAACCAACCCGAACAUAAGCUACGGGUUCGAUCGUACAUUCGGACCUCAGUUCCUGUACUUCAACCAGGGCAAGAACAAGACACUAUUCGAUCUGCUCGCGGAUGCGGAAUCGCUGGCAGCUCCAUCUUGGAAUGCGAAUUUCUACGACGAAAUCGCCCCCUACGUUAUAGGCUACGUGCCCUCGUCCGGACGGGGUACGUUCUCGGCCAAGGUUACUCUUCCGAAGGGAGCUACGAAGCCACUCGCGGUGUUGAGCGCGAACGGCGUCCAUUUCCAAGAUAGCGCUCAGGUUCCGUCAGCGUAUCAGUAUUGGGCGGAGAUCGUGAACGGACAGGUGUCAAUUCCUCGAGUGAAGGCUGGAACGUACCGCUUGACUGUGUUCGCCAAUGGUAUAUUCGGCGACUACAUUCAAGAUAACGUUGUCGUUCACGCAAGGAAAACCACUAUAUUAUCGAACGUCGUAUGGAAAGCAGAGUCCGCGGGAAAGGAAUUGUGGCGCAUCGGCAUUCCUGACAAGACCUCGGGCGAAUUCCGCAACGGCUGGGAGCGCGACCUCACCCAUCCAAACCACCCUUCCAAAUAUCGCAUCUACUGGGGUGCAUGGGACUUUGGCACGCAGUUCCCCAAUGGAGUCAACUACACUAUUGGAAAGAGCCACGAUGGCGUUGAUUGGAACUAUAUCCAUUGGUCUGUUUUCGGGCCAAGCUAUACUCGCAACAAUUCCAUCACCAGCUCCAAUAACUGGACUAUCAACUUUGAGUUGGAUUCGAUACCGAAGUCUAGCUCGCUCGCUACUUUCACUAUCCAACUUGCGGGUGCGAAGACUACGUCGGGGAACACGGACGUUGCCUCGGGCUCGAACCCCAACUUCAACAUUUCCACGUAUGUCAACUCUCAGAGCAACCCGCUCAACUGGGAGAUCCAGUGGUUCGAGAGCAGUAGUUGCGGCGAGCGUUCCGGUGGGUUCCAUCGCACUGUGUAA